This is a messenger RNA of Rhizopus microsporus ATCC 52813, 2355 nucleotides long. Its product is annotated as AMP deaminase. Bases 1 to 2355 code for a protein of 784 amino acids. Gene Ontology annotation, biological process: AMP metabolic process; IMP salvage. The transcript has 3 exons. Gene Ontology annotation, molecular function: AMP deaminase activity. The record is from RefSeq and is a predicted model, not a curated record. Lineage: Eukaryota; Fungi; Mucoromycota; Mucoromycetes; Mucorales; Rhizopodaceae. Gene Ontology annotation, cellular component: cytosol.
AUGGUUCACUCCAGCGACCUCGACAGUCCAACAGAAAUAAACGAUUUUGAUCAUACGCCUUACUUUGAUUAUCAUCACUUGAAAGCAAUCGAAAGUCAUGACAGUAAAUAUCUAUGUCAAAAUCUAUCAGUUUCGCCGGUUCAACACCAUUUAUCAGAGUUGAAUCUGGAAAAUGACGAUCCGAACGCCUUGAAGGCAUCGGAUGCCACACAGAAUCCACAAGCAAAAAUAGAAAAAGAUGAUAAUGUGAUCACUGCUGAGCUGAGAGAACUUUAUGGUGCACUUCAAAAAUGUUUAGAGUUGCGAGAAAGAUAUAUUGCUGAAUCAAGACAACGACUCUUUGACGAUCCACGUAAUCAAGACGACUGGGAGAUCUAUCCACCUCCACCUCCACCUUCUUGGCCGCUGCCUUCUCCAGAAGAACUUGAACGUCGUAAGGCUAAAGAAAAGGCGCGUGAAGCUGAUCCGGUUGCUGCGGUCGGCUCCGACUUUAACUUUGACCACUGCAAGAUUCCUGGAGAGCACGAGUAUGAUUAUCGGAUGGGUCCAGAUGGAUUCUUUGUCGUCUACAAUGACCAACAGCCGAUCCAUUCCGUGACUUCACCUAAACAGUUUUAUGAGGACUUGGAGUAUGUCCUUAAUGUUAUCAGCGACGGACCUGCCAAAAGCUUUGCAUUCAGAAGACUCCGUUAUCUGGAUUCUAAAUGGCAAAUGUAUAUCCUCUUGAAUGAAUUCCAAGAGCUCGCAGACUCCAAGAGGGUGCCUCAUCGUGACUUUUAUAAUGUCAGAAAGGUUGAUACCCACGUUCACCACUCGAGCAGUAUGAAUCAAAAGCACUUGCUUCGUUUUAUAAAGUCAAAGAUGAAAAAAUGCUCAGAUGAUGUUGUCAUUUAUAGAGAUGGGCAUGAACUGACACUGAAAGGUGUCUUUGAAAGCUUGGGUCUUACUGCCUAUGACUUGAGCAUCGACACUCUAGAUAUGCACGCUCAUAAAGAUUCAUUUCACCGUUUUGACAAGUUCAACUUGAAGUAUAAUCCUAUAGGUGAAAGUCGACUAAGAGAAAUAUUCAUGAAGACAGACAAUUAUAUUCAAGGCCGAUAUCUAGCAGAAAUCACAAAAGAAGUUGUCUCUGAUCUCGAAUCAUCUAAGUAUCAAAUGGUGGAAUAUCGAGUAUCGAUCUAUGGAAGGUCCUUGGACGAAUGGGACAAACUCGCCAAGUGGGUCGUGAACAAUAAGCUUUUUUCAGCAAAUGUACGCUGGCUAAUUCAAAUACCGCGACUUUACAACAUUUACAAAUCCUCCAACGCUAUCAAGAGCUUUCAUGACAUUAUCAUCAACGUAUUUCAGCCCUUGUUUGAAGUGACCAAGGAUCCUGCAUCGCACCCCGAGUUACACGUUUUCCUUCAACGUGUCAUCGGUUUUGAUACUGUAGAUGAUGAGUCUAAACCAGAAAAGCCAGUCUAUAAGGAUUGUCCACUGCCUGAUCAAUGGACUUCGAAUAACAAUCCUCACUAUAGCUACUACCUCUACUAUAUGUAUGCAAACAUGGCCUCUUUGAACAGGUGGAGACAAAUCCGUGGUUUUACCACGUUUGUGCUUAGACCUCACUGUGGUGAGGCAGGUGAUACUGCGCAUCUGGCCGCAGCCUUCCUAACGUCCUAUGGCAUUAGCCACGGUAUCUUACUUCGUAAGGUGCCAGCUCUUCAGUACCUUUACUAUCUUGCUCAAAUCGGCAUUGCUAUGUCCCCACUCUCGAAUAAUGCUCUUUUCUUGACUUACGAACGUAACCCAUUGCCUCACUUCUUCCAACGCGGCUUAAACAUUUCUUUGUCGACGGAUGAUCCACUUCAGUUCCAUUUUACAAAAGAGCCAUUGAUUGAAGAAUACAGUGUCGCGGCACAGAUUUGGAAGCUUUCGUCCACCGAUAUGUGCGAAUUGGCCCGUAAUUCGGUCAUCCAGUCAGGUUGGGAAAACAAGAUCAAGAAGCACUGGAUUGGAAAGAACUGGUACAAGUCUGGUGUCGAAGGUAACGAUAUGCAAAAGACGAAUGUACCUGAUAUCCGAGUCAAGUUCCGUUAUGAGACUCUGAAGGAAGAGCUGGACACAUUAGCUCGACAUGCGCCUACGAAAAAGCAAGAACAACAGCUAACAAAGGAAGACUAUGUGGGUGUUGCUGGUAUCGCUGAAACUUCAUCUCAGAUUCAACAGUAUCUCAUGAGCCAUCAAAAUGGCCAAGAUAAUAAUAAUAAUAAUAAUAAUGACUGGAUAGAUAACCAAAUGGGAUCUUUCCCUGGUGCAGGCUUAGUUGCAGAGCGUGCAAAGCUUAGAAAAUCGUCUACUACAUCAAAUUAUUAA